Rhododendron vialii is the source of this 1802-nucleotide messenger RNA. RefSeq names its product AT-rich interactive domain-containing protein 2-like. The transcript has 2 exons. Lineage: Eukaryota; Viridiplantae; Streptophyta; Magnoliopsida; Ericales; Ericaceae. Bases 227 to 1540 code for a protein of 437 amino acids. The record is from RefSeq and is a predicted model, not a curated record.
UAUGUAGUGAUGGAUAUUUCAGCAUAGAACAUGGAUGAAAUUAAAGCAACCAUCUUUUAGCAGUUAGAUUCCAAAUGUUCUACAGUUUGGUUCAGUUCCUAAUUUUCUGGAACUGUAGUCCGUAGGUUCCCUUCUGCUUCUCGCUUCAAUACAUCAUCUGGCAAACCAGUCUGUUGACACUCCUACAAUCAUAGACUACAUUUGAGUGUUAUUUGAUCGGGUUGGCAUGGCUCAUCACGCACUAAUUUUUCCUUUCAGCCUUGGAUAUGCUAGAGUUAAGAUACUAAGUUCCCUGCAUUGCACAAGUGAAGGCCCCUGUGUCAAAAUUAAGAUGGAUUGCGACAAACAGGAGAAAAUUGAUAAAGCUUAUUUGCUUGAAGGAGGUGGAAUCCGAAGGUUAUCUGUUUUUGGAAAAUAUUCUGAUUUGGACAUGCUGUUAUGGAUAAAAGGACUUGCCUUAGAUCCUUGUUCUUCGGGGGCAUCACCGAGUUCAGUCCGAUCAUUGUGGAAUCAAAACAUUAAAGUGCGAAAAGUUAUGGCUUUGAGUGUUACUGAAUGUCCUCGGAGAAAGCGGAAACUGCAGCAGUUUAUAAAAGACAAUUUUGCGGCUGCACGUCGAUUGAAUUUAGAAAUUUCUGAUCAGCAUAGUGUUGGAAAUGCGAAUAAAAGAAAAUGCUUGCUUGGUUCAGUUGACACAGGUGAAAGUUUUCACCUCUCGAAAUCGCAGAGUUCACAGAGUCUGGUGACAUCUGAGGAUACUUUUUCAGGUAAGCAGGUACCCACAGAAUUCUCCCAACUGGAUGAUAGAAUAGACAGGGGUCCAUCCAAAAGUAAUGUAUGUCCUGCACUUGAAUCUGAAGAAUCGGACAAUGGUUCAAUCCUCCAUGAUCCACCCUCAUUUGAUUGGGAUGAUGACUCAAUUAACAGUUCAAACUACUCAAGUUGUGAGGUGGGAAAAGGAUUGUAUCUUCAGGAACGUCGACGGUCAAUCAGGUUAAGGAACUUCAUUGGUGAUCAUCUCCAAAGAAUGGCUAUCCCAGUUGGGCCGGGCUUCCAGGCCAAUGUUCCAGAGUGGAACGGCCCCCCUAACAAGGAGAGUUUCAACUUUCAAGUUUCUGACUCGAAAACUUCAAGGUGGUUGGGCACCAGAAUUUGGCCUCCGAAAUGCCGAACUAAGAAAAUCAAUGAUAGAGCAGUUGGGAAAGGGAGACCAAACUCCUGCCCAUGUGUUUCUCCUGGGUCUAUCGAUUGCACGAAACGCCACAUUAUUGAGGAAAGGCUCCGUUUGCAAUCUGAUCUCGGCGCGGCGUUCUUGAGCUGGAAGUUCGAUGAGAUGGGAGAAGACGUUUCCAAGUCAUGGACAUUAAAGGAACAAGAAAGGUUUGAGUUGCUUGCAAAAACGUAUCCACUAUCCCAGGGAAAGGAUUUCUUGAAACAUGCUUUGAAGUACUUUCCUUUGAAGGGAAAAGAGAGCAUUUUGAGCUUUUACUUCAAUGUGUUUAUCCCUAGACGUAUGAGCCUGCAAACUAGGUCACCCUAGCAAGUCAACAUUGAUACAUUACGAUGAUUUUUAGGUAGAACAGAAAAACUUCAACAUGGGAUUCUUUCCAUUGCAAUGGGUGGAUUCAUUAGGGUUUUUUUUUUUCAGUUUAGCAAGAUUUCUGUAGCCUUCAAGCAGGAGAAAGCUAGGUGAACCAUAGAAGUGUUACGCGUUUUUCUGUGUAUGUUACACAUUCUUUUUCUGUAUGCUACGUGUUUUCUGAUUAGUAGUUAUGCAAUGGUAUACCUUGGAAUUAUGCUUA